AUCCUUACAUUGUUAUCGUCCACAUCUUAUGUCUCAUCUAUCUUUCUCCAUGGUCACGUGUGACUUCACCAACAGGUUUGUCCCUGCCUUAAAGAGACACCAAAAUCUCUAACUCCCUCUCUUGCCUCUCAUUAUCAUCUCCCUCUCCCUCUUCUUCUCCUUCACACAGCCUCCUAAAACUCACUUUGGUACAACCACAAUCCAUCACCAAACAUGCUCAAUGGAGGCUCAGAUCUUCCUCAAAAGCCUUACCAGUUGAUCAAACAAGAUGACAAGUUCUUUUCCAGGCUGCUUUCCAAGGAGAGUUCUGCUUCGAAUCCGUCGUUCAGGGUCUACUAUGGAGGCGCGCCCAGCUCGGUUCCGUUCGUGUGGGAGACCCGGCCUGGCACGCCCAAAAUCCCCUCUUUCGACGACUCUCUACCGCCUCUAACGCCUCCUCCAUCUUAUUAUUUGGGUUCCAACAAAUAUGAUACCUUCCCCGAGAAGAAGUGCUCAAGAUCUAAUCUCUUACGGGUUUUGUUCUUUAAGACCAGCCUCAAGAAGCCGAAGAAUGUGGCCGAUUCAGUUUGCUCUCUCCGUUGCUCGUCGUCCUCUUCCUCAAAUUCGUCAGUGUUUGCCCCUACGACUCCAACAGGGAGGUGGUUCUCGAGCCAAAGGUUGGUGUCCUACGAUUCUAGCAUUGAUGAUGAGCAUGCUGGAUCUCCGCCUAUUUACACGUGGUGCUUCAGCGGCGGCAUGAAGUCGAGCAGCUUCGGCGCCCGUGGUCAUUACCGCUGGUGAAACAUGGCCGUAGUCGGUCUUUAUUGCUCAGGAUGGCGACACCAUGACGGGACAAGGACAGAACGGGCGAACACCUCCGGUAGCCCGAGUGGUCGGCACAAUCCACAGCGCGAGGAGGAGAUGGCAAUGAUUGAGUAGUAACUAGCAGCUGCGUGGCAGAGAAUGGCAGUUAACAACGAACACUUUUGAGGCCCUCAAGGUCCAAAACGAGUGGGUGGCACAGAACCUAGGAGUGCCCAUACCGCCACUCGGACCUGCUUUGGAUAAAUUGCAGGGUGCGGAACAUGGAUUGGGUUGGGCAUGUGGCUCCAGCAGAUCAGUAAAUCAGUGUACUUCACAGAGCUUGAGUGGCGAGCUUAAUGUGCAGUGCAAGGACGAGUUGGCAGCGGAGAAGGAGCUUCAAGCCGAUAUGCAGGAGCAAGUGGCGACCCACGAAAUAUCUUCGGACCAUCAAGGCGCAGGUAAUGUGGUUCAGGACUUGCAUGGUACAGCAUCUAGGAGUGACGACGCGGCCACUGGGACCGGGUUUGGUGCCACCAACACCAUGAGGAGGUCAGAAAAUCUUCUACCGUGCAAGUCAUCAGUGACAAAAGGUUCUUUCUUACAUUACGCGGAACAACUCAUUGCAUUAGCUAUGUGUGCCAUUCGAAUGAGCAUAAUUUUGUUGUGCAGAGUCACUUACUGAGUUGAUGCUAGAAUGCUGAUGUCCAAGUUAUUGCUGGAAUGACUAGAACUGCUCGAUGUAGUUGAUGCUAAGAGGAGAUGGGUAGAAUGACAUGUCGGUUUUUGUAUUGCGAACCAAUUGAGUCGCAGUGUUUGGAAGGAGGAGACGCGUGCAGAGCAGAGUGCUAAGUCUUUGAGAGUUCUCAAGUGAUGAGUUUCUCUAGGGAUGAGCGAAUGGAAGGGCAUAUUCACAGUGAAGAGGUUGGAAAUGGAACUGAACAAGUUUUUGCUAUGCCUCGAUAUUCUUGUUCGGAUGGAAACUGGUUUAUCACGUCUCAUGAGCACAAGAUCAAUCUUCAGAUUGCUGCUUGCCACAGAGGCACGUUAGGGACGGUCCGGUCUGACCCUUGAUCUUUUCUUGCGGACUUAUCAUCAGCCAUUCGUACGACGUAGCAUGAACCAUGUACUAGUCUCUGUCAAGGCUAUGAUUGUAUCCUGAUAAACGGUACUCGUUAGCGAUUAAGAGAAACAUAGUUGCUUCA
Syzygium oleosum is the source of this 1985-nucleotide messenger RNA. RefSeq lists its product as uncharacterized. The transcript has 2 exons. Lineage: Eukaryota; Viridiplantae; Streptophyta; Magnoliopsida; Myrtales; Myrtaceae. The coding region runs from base 214 to 780 and encodes 188 amino acids. The record is from RefSeq and is a predicted model, not a curated record.